Molecule: messenger RNA, 9625 nt
Organism: Lutra lutra (Eurasian river otter)
Lineage: Eukaryota; Metazoa; Chordata; Mammalia; Carnivora; Mustelidae
Gene: ZNF831
Product: zinc finger protein 831
Exons: 6
Coding region: 406-5391 (1661 amino acids)
Source: RefSeq, a predicted model, not a curated record
CUCUGGUUGAGUCUCCUCCAUGCUGCUCAGAAUGGUGCUUUUCUAGUUCAACAUGGAGUUGACUCAAAGGCCACGCAGUGGGGGAGCCAUCCUCUUUUGCUUUAUUUUCUAAGAUGCAGGGAACAUCUCUCUGUGCUUUGAGAUUCUGCCUGCGGAGUUGGAAUGGUGGAAGAUGCCUCAGACACCUUCUCGGGGAAGAGUCGCAGACUCCCUACACAGAGGAGCAGGAGGGCGCCUGACCCCCCUCUGUCCUGGGUGGAGGGGGCAGCCCACAGGUCACUUCGGGAACUAUGGCUGUCUUCUCAGUUUCUGGCCAGGUCAUUUGUAUUUGAGUGGGAGCAUCAUUGAAAAUCAUCAAGCUUCAUAAAGGUCGCCAGGCAUCCUGAGCCACCCAGAUGAUGCAGGAUGGAGGUGCCAGGACUCACUCGCCCUGCCUCGCCUGCCAGGGACCAGCCAGCUACCGCUCCUGGACACACAGGAGCCCCCGGUGGGCAGGUCUCACCUCACCUGACCCUAAGCCCUGUCAUUCUGCCCCCGGAGCAGGGUCUGGCCCCUACAGUGUUCCUGAAGGCCUUGCCCAUCCCAUUGUACCACACAGUGCCUCCAGGGGGCCUCCAGCCAUGUGCCCCCCUAGUGACACGCAGCUUGGAUGGGGGCGGUGCACCCUUUCUUCUCAGCCCCCUGCUGCGGCCUGAAGGACCUGGCCCUGCCCAGGUGGGGAAGCCGGCACUUGUGUGCCCGGCACUUACCGUGAACAUCGUGGGUACUCUGCCUGUCCUGUCGCCAGGCCUGGGGCCCACGCUGGGGAGCCCGGGCAAGGUACGGAAUGCCGGCAAGUACCUUUGCCCACACUGUGGCCGGGAUUGCCUGAAGCCCAGUGUUUUGGAGAAGCACAUCCGGUCCCACACGGGUGAGAGGCCCUUUCCAUGUGCCACCUGUGGCAUUGCCUUUAAGACCCAGAGCAACCUGUAUAAGCACAGACGCACCCAGACCCACCUCAACCACUCUAGGCUGUCCUCAGAGUCCGAUGGAGGUGGGGGCAGCCUCCUGGAGGAGGGGGACAAGGCUGGAGAGAGCUCCAGAGCAGACGUCCUGGGGGACAGCAGCAGCCAGAGAGUGGGUGAUGGGGCCCGAUCAGAGAGACCCCUUUCUCCAGGCACCCAGGAUGCUGGGCGCUGCCUGGUGCCUGCCAUGCACCUGUCUUCUGUUGCCAAGACCUUGGGUCUGAAGUUGGAAGCUGUUCCCUGUCCAGGGUCCACAUUUGCUGACAGAGAGACCCCUGUGGACUCUGCCCACACGGCCUCCCCUGGGCUCGCCCUGCCUGGCUCCCAGCCGAGGUGGAAGCUGCCAGAGCAGACGUCCCCGACUGCCGGCCGGCUGUGCUCCCUACAGCAGCAGCAGGCAGCCACGUCUUCGGAGAAGCCCUGGGACACUAAGGCCUUAGAGGGCCGGCUGCGGAAGUGUGAGAGCACUGACUCGGGCUACCUGUCCCGCUCUGAUAGUGCAGAGCAGCCGCCGGCCCCUGGCAGCCCCCUGCGCGGCCUGUUGGAGCACAGUGCCGAGUCUGAGGGCGAGGUGGCACUGGGGCCUGGGGGGCCCGGCCUGCAGCUGGAGAAGAAGAAGCUAGAGGAGCGCAUCGCCUGGCUCAUCUCUCACAAUCAGGCUGUGGUGGACGAUUCCCAGCUGGACAACGUGCGGCCCCGCAAGACAGUCCUGUGCAAGCAAGGCAGUAUUGACCUCCCUAUGCCCUACACCUACAAAGAUUCCUUCCACUUUGACAUCCGGGCGCUGCAGCCUGGCCGGAGGAAGCCCGCUACCCUCAGCUCGGCCCGUUCUACCUUUACCCCCCCGGACAAGGCGCCGCCGCUCUUCUUUCGCUCGGUCCCCACUCAGCUCUCCACCACUGUGGCAUGUGUGCCCGUCACCAGGAGCAACUCACUGCCUUUUGUCGAGGGCACCAGGACAUGGCAGGAGCCCCCGGACCCCCAGGAUGCCUGCCCCAGGAGGCAGAAGCCUCUGAGCCCCAGGCCCGCCCCCGCCCGACUGGUGGAUGUCCCCAGCAGCCACCCCCGGGCCCUGGUGAGACAGGCUGCUGUGGAGGACCUGCCAUGUCCCCCUACUGGAGACAGCCUGGUGCCUGCAGAGGACCUGGAUGGAAACAGAGCUGCUGCUGGGGAGGGGGCAGCCAGCAAGGGCAGAGCAGCCAGUAAGAAAUGCAGCCAGAGGAAGCUGAAGAUGUUCUCCCAGGACAAGUGGCAGGUGUAUGGGAAUGAGACGUUCAAGAGAAUCUACCAGAAAAUGAAAACCAGCUGCCAUGGAGGCAAGAAGGCAAGGGAGAUGACCAUGGGUAGUGGGACAGAGCUGGACCUUCCUCUCCAGGAAGAGUUAGCAGGAAAUGAGGGCACAGUACUGUCCCAGGACAGGAGGAGCCCUGUUCAUGGAGACACAUCUGUGGGGGCCAAACCAGGGCCUUGCCAAAAUCCACUGGGCCCGGAGGGCAUCUUAGUGAUGGAAUCCCCCAAGCAGAGGGAGAUGGUGGCCAGAGCAGGAGGCAGUGACCAGCCUAGGGUGAACAGGGCCAUGUCUCCGCCCACCCUCAGCUGCAGAGAACCCUCCUGUUCAGGUGGCGAGAGCCCCCUCCUUUCUCCAAACAGGAAGCUGGAGCUGGGGUGUCAGCUGCCCCCAGUACCUGGUCCCCUCAGGGGAGGUGAUAUAGAGACUCCCAAGCUGGUUUUGCCAGACCCUCAGCUGGAAGGAGGCACCCUUGGUGGUGGGGACAAGAAGGAGCCCUGUCAGUGGACCCAAACUGUGCCGAGGCGGCCCAGUGGUAGCUCUGGGGAACCCCAGCCCUCAGAGGACAAGCUCCCCUCAGAGAGGAAGAAGCUGAAGGUAGAGAAGCUGAGCUGCCAGGAGCAUUCAGAACCUCUGGGAACAGAAAGAGAGGCCCUGGGUGGCCCCAUGCAGGCCGCCUCCCCACCAUCUCAGAACCAGGACAGUGACCCUGGGGAUAAGCCAGGGGAGCUACAUGGGAGUGCUGAUGGCAUGGCGAGGGGCAGGGCUGGGCAGCCAGGCAGGCCCUUGGAGAUUUCUGGUGCUGCCUCUGCUACUCCUUCUGUGGCUCAGAGGCAGGCGGAACUGGGGGAAGAGAUCUUGCCGUGUCCUGCAGCCACGUCCCUUGGGCAUCAUUCCCACGCAGCUUCUGGUGUCCUCACUGCUCUGGCGGACACUACCUUCCCCCCUAAGUACCUCCUCAAGUUGCCUCAGGGAGAGACCUGCCCACCGCCUUCUGUCACCCCGAGGCCGGGAGAAGGCCAGGACCCUGUGUGCAGGAGCAGGCGGCCUGAGGAACUGGCAUCCUUUGUUGGGUCAGGGCUGGGGACCCGCCUGCCUCCCUGUCCAGCCUCAGGCUUGGCCACCAGUGGGGCACACAGCUUCAAGGAGGACCCCAGCUGCUCUAGGCCAUGGGACAGGAGAAAAGGGGUACAGGGAGAGGAGAAAGGAGACUUGGACACUUACACCCCAGCAGGGGGGCAGUCCUCUGGCUCAUCCGCUGGCACCCCCAGGGAGACAGCCUCCUUUCUGCCCACCCCAGCGUGUGCCUCCCGGCAGAGUGGCCCCCCUGACGUCCGACACCUCUGCGUGGGCAGCACUGCAGUGGGGGCCAGGCCAUCUGGGGGUGCCCCGAAUCCCUGCGCACUCAGGGAGUUGGGGGGAACUCCUGAGAAUGUCCCGGAAGGCCCUCCUUCAGAACCUCUGGCUGGGCUCAGUUCCUGCUGCUCCUUCCUCACGGCCCCCAUACCCCCCAGCUGGCCAGAGCUGGCCUCGUGUGCCCACUCAGAGACCCAGUGGAGUUUCAGGGCCCACGGCCCUUUCCCGUCAUUGAGGGCCGAGCCCCGACUCACAUGGUGUUGCUUGAGCCGAAGCCUGCCUCUGCCCACAGAGCAGAAGGAAAAGGCUGCUUCUGUGUACUUGGCACUGCACUUCCUUGGUGGCAGCACCCAGGACAAGGGUCCAGACACCCAGCCUGUGAGCAAGACAGUGGGAGGACGGAUGAAGACAGGCCUGGGACAAGGAGGGCAGGUCCAGACAUCAAAGCUCUCCUGCCCGGUGGCCUCAGGGAUAGUGUCCCAGGAGCGGCUGUCUGAGUCUGAAGGGAAGAAAGGACUGCUGUGGAGGAAGGCGAAGAUGUUUCGGGGAAACGGCAAACAGAAGCUGAGUGUCUGCUCCAGAAGGUACAAAGGCAGUUUCUUACAGAGCCGCGUUCAGUUGAGAGGGAGUGGACUGCGCAGGCCGCUCAGGGUGCUGAGAAGAGACCGCCACCCUUCCCCACUCGAGGGGCUGGACCCACGUGGGACCUGCAAGCAGCCUUCUUCAGAAAUGGCAGGUCUGAAUCUGCAAGAGGAGCCAUCUCGUGCCUCUUCAGAAUCGCCUGUUGGUUGUGGGCACAGAGAGGAGGAGGAGGAGGAUGGCUCCAGACAAAUGUCAGGAAGCUUCUCUCCCAGCACAAGUUCACGGGCUGGCAGUGGAAUACACCAUGGAACCAUGAAGGCGAUUUCUCCAGCUACCGGUGGGCACGGUGACUGCUGCCCUCAGAACACUGCUGCUGGGUCAGGACUGUCAGAACACUCGGAGUCCUGUGUCGCACCGGCUAAUAAUGACAGCCUCCUGUCUCGAGGCAGAGGUCUCGGCCCAGGCUUGCUGGAGCCCCAGCCGCUGCCCUCCGAGGAGCAAGUCUCAGUGGAUCUGAAACCAUAUGUUUUCUCAGAUGCUCAAGAACCUUCUUCCCCUGAGUCCAAAGGAACCUUUCCCCUCAAGGAUGUUGCUCCCUCUGUGGGUGCCAUUUGUGUUCUGGAGGAGAGAGCAGGUCACACAACCCUGGGAAUUCACAGUGCAGGGCCACAAGACCACAGAGCUGCAGGGGAGGCCCUGACACGAAGCUCCCCAGACAGAAAAGCUAGAGCGGAGGGCAUGUCGCCACCAGUCCUGCCAGGGAGACCUUCAUCUGGGCAAAGAAUUUCAGGUUUGGUUUUGCUGGGGUCAGCUGGAAAAACUCAUCUUGAAAUACCAGCUUUAGGACCAGGCUUGGCUAGUUCAUACCAAGAGGAAGGGGAACACAAGAUGUUUUUUCCUACUGGGGGACACUACAGGAGUGGGGAGAUGAUAGUCCCCUGCCCUCCCUUAGGAAAUGACAGUGGGAAAUGUCGAGGCUCUGGAUUAACUGCUCUAAAGGACCAUGUGGUUACUUCUAACCCAGGGCAGCCCAGAGAAGCCCCUGAAGUCCCUUCAAAGACUGUCAAGAGGAGGGGUCUGGAAGGACUGAGAAAGCAGACUCGAGUGGAGGUCAGUGACACCAGCAGUGACGAUGAGGACCGGUUAGUGAUAGAGAUGUGAAGCUUCUGAGCCUGUGGUCGGAGACCAAAUGCUAUCAGGCUGGCAGGACAGCUGAACACUCUUUCACCAAGCACCUACCUACGAGGAAAGCCAUCUGGGGAUCUUUGCGAGGCAUCCCCAGCCAACUCCAGGCUGCAUUCCCCCGGUCCCCUUGCAAUAUACCAGGUACCAGGAAGGGCAAAGGGAGCAAUGGAGCCCAGUCUAGGAAUGCUUGGUGCACAACAAUUGCACUCGCCUCCCAGCCACGUCCUCUGCAUCGUUCCCCACGGCCGCGUCCAUAAGGUGGCGUUAACCAGGACAGCCGGUCUGCAUGUUUAUGUGCAAGUGAACCUGUAGAGUCGAGUCAACCGACUUCCUCCGUCAGUGAGCUGAGGGUUUGCUUCAAAGGUGGUAAGCACACGUGGAUAAUUGGGGUAGCUUGCAGAGGAAAUGGGUAUGAAUGGGGCAUCAAGAUACAUCUGUUCAUUCUGGAAACAAAAUCCAGAUUCAUUAAGAACUGCAGCUUGGUUAGAAUAACUUGCGUCCUUAGUGGAAGUUGUAAAUAUACUCCAAAAUGCCUAUGAUCUAGUAAAAUGCUGAUUAUCUUAAAUGUUCCCGCCAGUGGUCAAUGCUUACGUGUGGUCCAGCGACACAGGCAUGCACUGCUCUUGGACCCGGUGCUUUUUCUGUUGAGACCUCUGAAACCCUUGGUUUUCUUAGCUCUUGCAAAGGAACGCUGUGUUAAAAGUUAAUAGAACAGUCUCUGUAAUGAGUCAUUUUUUGAGGGGGAAAAAUUCAGUUAUUUUUCUCUGAUUCUUUCUGUCAUAUUGUGCUCUGAGCAAUUUCAAUUAGAGGGUUACAUUUUAGCAAUCUCUACAGCUUAAACUGAUGGGGCUCAUCGUGACAGAGCCUUUUAGGUUUCCUCCAGAAGCUUCAAGGAUACAAAACUAAUUGGAGUUUUGACGCUGUUUUACAUCUCAGUAAUUUUAUUUUGGGGGCUUGGUGUUACUUUGCUGUCAAAUUAAAUCAGCCUCUGUAUUGUGCAAGUCAGAACAGUACAGAUAAAAUUCCCCCGUAUUCCAAGCCAGUGCGCCCCUGUGCAGAAGAAAAUAGCUGAUCGACGUCAGCCAACUCAGUGAGCGAAGAGUUCUGCUCCUUCUCCUUAAAUGGGAGAGGAAAAACUUAAAGAGAUUUACACUGUUGCAUUUCAAAAAAAAUUUUAUACUUGCUUUUGGUAUGAUUUUGUACAAUUUGAAAUUUAUAGCCAAGCUCUUUUGGCUUAGCUUUUGAUGUGAUGAUGUUUAUAUGACAUCUUGAACCUUCAGGAGCAGCAGCAAUGCACAGUAUCUCACACACGUGAACACACUUAACGUGUCCUUGCCUGGGGUUAAGGAUGAGCAAGUUUCAAGUAUUGUCAACGUGAGUUUUCUGAUUUUGGAGUUAUUCAUAGGAAACUUCAAUACAAGACCAGCUUCCCCUGGUGACUUAGCAUAUAUGAGAUGCACUCAUAAAUAUUCAAGUGAUUUCAAGCCCAGCCAAGUAAAACAUAAGAAGGGAGGUAAAAGGUUGCUAGGUAUUCACUUUGUGUACAUUCUUUUCUUUGUGUACUUCUUAAACCAAACAAAAGUGAUGUGGUGAUUAUCUACCUUUGAAUGUUCCAUGCUCCUGUAAUGAGAGAGGAGGUCUAGGAAAGUGGCUGAGUCUUGGAGGGAGAGUAAAAAGCCUGCCUGUGUCCUUACUGAGCUGGGAAAUCAUGGGUAGGACACAUGCCCUCUGCACCUCAGUUUCCCCAGCUGAGAAUCAGAGUUGGACCAGAUGAGCUGGAUGUGUCUCCAGGCUCCAGUCCUUGUCAGAUGAACUCCCUCUUGUUUACCUACAGAGGUUUGGGGGCUCUGAGGUUACCUUCAUGGGGAGGGCCCCCCACAAGACAUUUCAGGGGGGACCAUGGAGAACUGAAGCAUGAACAUCUUCAGCCAAGUAUUGCCAUGAAGAACAUGAGCUCAGAGAAGCUCCAUAUGAUUUCUUUUUCCUUAGAGUUCCAGAUUUUGGGGGAAAAGUCAUCCAGUUUAUACAUUUGGCUCAUAAUUCAAAAAUUGAAAGCAAACCCAGAACACUACCCUGUGAGGGGAAGACAGCAUGUCUAUGGGCUGAAUUGACUACUUUGCCAUGGUUAGGGGAAGAAAACUAUCUUCCAGAUAUUUUUUUCCUGGUGGCUGCUAAGCUGUCAGUGGGAUUGCUGAUCUAUAUCAGUAAGUCACAGUUCCAAAUAGCACUGACCUUCAGAUGGUGGUGGAAUUUCUGUCCUUCUAAGAGCCACCAUUGCUGGCUGCCACAUCCCAGCCUGGAUCCAAUAUGGUAGAACAUUGAUUCCAUCUCUCUGACUCCUUGUAUGUGUGUCUUAUCAGGGCGAGCAGGUUGCCAAGCCAUCCCGUCAGCUGGUCAUUUGCAACAGGUGGCAGUGUUUACAAGGGUGCCUCACUCUAUAUCAGCAUGAAUUGUGAAAAGCUAUAUUCCAAUGGAUUAAAAAAAAAAACAACGAAGUAUUUUGAGUGACUCUAGGGAAAUUGGCUAUUGGAAAUCAUCCUAAGGUAUAAUUUUUUUUUAAAAGAAUCCUUUUAUAAAGCAACAAAUACUCUCUGAUUUUAUAAAUCUUAAUUUUCCUGUGGGGCUUCUUAAAGAGAAAUGCAGUCCCAGGGCUACAUUUAUCAGCAAUCUACAACCCAGUUUGUGUUACUGAAAAUAAAAUUUAAAUAUUACUAAUUGAUAAUUGCUGCCGUUUUUACUCUUCAGGUGUCCACUGUGUAGUGGCGAAGGGAAAACAAAUUGAUUUCAGAACAAGGCAAACCGGAGUGCACAGAUCACAGACUCCCCUUCUCCCGAGGGCUGCUAAUGUCAUUGUACCUUCAGGUGAGGGUCUUAGGCGGUUGGUGCUCAGCCUCUUCCACUCCAGGGAUUCUGGUGUAGACUAAAGUCAAGUGCACUUUGCAUUCUUUGCUGUUCUCUCAGGGCAAGGUAUACAGGUGCCAUGACUUGUUACGUUAUACUCAAGGCUCACCACCCGGUUUAUCUCUUCAGCUGUACCUACACCUGGCCAGACACCCCUUGUCAGAGAUGCAUGGAGGGAAGGGGUUUUACCUCCUCCCUUGGCAGACUGUACUCUUAAGUGACCUUUGAAAUCACAUGGUGUUUAACAGACAACCUGGAUCCUCUUUGUUGUAAGGCAUGAUGGAGGACAGCGCGUCCCUUCUGUUACGUAUGACCUUGGAGACUGGAUGAAAUGAUUAUCCCUUUGAUUCACAAUGCAAGAGAACCUGUGGUUCAUUUGCCAAGAGAUUAAAAAAAGAUGGGUGGGGUGCCUCUGGAUUCUAAUCCAACCCUGCCAGUAGCAUGAUGGGUAACUGCGGGCAGGUUACACUUUCUCCUCCUAAAAUCCCUCUUCUAAGGCUCAUAUGGGAAGAGUAGCCUUUCGAGAAUGCAUUGUGACCACAGUUCUUGGCAUGAAAGAUGAACGAGUUGCAGCCUUAUGCCAAAAAGUAUUUCCUUGCAUUUACAUUCAUUACUUAGAAUGAUCACAUUAUUCAUUUUUUCCCCAGCAUAGAAAUUUGCAUUUUGCACAAAAUUUGCCUGGUGCAGCAGAUUUUUAUAGUUAUGGAAACUGUCAUCAUUAUUGGAAUGUGCUGCUGUUCAACUCCCCAGACAUAAUUUAAUAUGGCGAGGAGAAAAUGGUCUGCCCGGCUCCAUGGCGAUCGGAUUUCUACAACUGCAGCAAACAGAUUUGUGUAUUUUUCCUCGCUUCAGUUGUGAUUCCCAGAGUUCUCUUUGGCUUUUGAAACACUACGUUUCUUGAUAUUUAAGCACAAUUACGUUGUCUUUAUCUUUCAGAACUCAGUAAAUAUAGGUUGCAGGGCCCAGAAAAUCUUGUGUGCUAGAUUUGCACCUAUACAGUUCUCUUUUCAUGGCUUUUGUAUUUAUGUGGGCACGUAAUGUCAUUCGAUGUGAAGAAGUCUAGGAACAUUUGACCAUAUUGCUUCACCAUUGGAAGAAAAGGAGCCAGGAAAAAUAGCCCAUCUCUGUCACUUGGAGCCCUAGAGGAUGACUCAGCAUCUCCUAUAUGCAGUCAACUGUUCAGAACUUCCUCUCUUGAUUGUUCAUAAUCAGGAAAGCUAUUGGCCUCUUGGAUGUUUGUUGAAAUUUAUCUCCUUCUUGAUAUGGUUAAAUUAUUUUGUUUUGAUAAAAAUAAAAUUGAAAAGAAAAA